Messenger RNA from Vigna umbellata (rice bean), 423 nucleotides. The record is from RefSeq and is a predicted model, not a curated record. NCBI's taxonomy places the organism in Eukaryota, Viridiplantae, Streptophyta, Magnoliopsida, Fabales, Fabaceae.
AUGGAUGUGGAGGAAGAAGAUGUUGUGGGCUUAGUGAAUGAGAGCGACAUUGUCAUUCAACAGCUCCAGAAAGACGAUGUGCGUCUUAAUUUUGCUUCUAUAGUCGGAAUGGGAGGAUUGGGUAAAACCACUCUUGCCCGUAAGAUCUAUAACAAGGACAAUGUGAAGAGGAUAUUUCCUUGUCGUGCAUGGGGUAACGUGUCUAACGAUUACAGGCCCAAGGAGCUUUUUCAAAGUCUCCUGAGGAGCUUAAAUCUUUCUGGAUUUGAAAAUUUAAGCGAGGAGGAUUUGAAGAAGGAGGUAGUCAAAGGGUUGAAGGGGAAGACAUAUUUGAUAGUGCUUGAUGACAUAUGGGAAACACGAGUUUGGGAUGACAUAAAAGGAGCCUUUCCAGAUGAUAAUAUAGGUAGCAGAGUGUACUAG